Aspergillus vadensis CBS 113365 is the source of this 809-nucleotide messenger RNA. RefSeq lists its product as uncharacterized. The transcript has a single exon. NCBI's taxonomy places the organism in Eukaryota, Fungi, Ascomycota, Eurotiomycetes, Eurotiales, Aspergillaceae. The coding region runs from base 1 to 594 and encodes 197 amino acids. The record is from RefSeq and is a predicted model, not a curated record.
AUGAGGGAUAGCACUGCGCGACGAUGUAAUCAGCAUGCCGACCAGUUCUGCGUGUACCUUGUGGCGGAUGAAUGGCAAAUACCUGUGUAUGCAGUGGAGUUCAAAGCGCCACACAAAGUGACCAUCCCCGAACUGGUGGCGGGUCUACACCUGAUAGAUCUGGAUUGUGAUGUCAUUGACCAAGAGGGUGACAUGUUUGAGUUUUAUGCCAUCCGCCUGGUCGCGGCCGUGGUCACUCAGAUAUUCUCAUACAUGAUUGAUAGUGGCGUUCGAUACGGCUACAUCUGCACCGGGGAGGUAUUCGUGUUCCUUCAUAUCCCAAAGGAUGAUCCCACCAUUAUUCAAUAUUUCUUGUGUAUCCCGAAUCAGGAUGCGCAGGCGGAUGUGCAGGCGGACGAUGAAGUGCGCCUCCACCGGACUGCCAUCGGCCAGGUGCUUGCGUUCACGCUUCAAGCGCUGGCCGUCGAACCUCCGACUCAGAGAUGGCACGAUGUGGCACACAACCAGCUAAUGACCUGGAAGGUCAAAUAUCUUGAUAUGUUGAGAGAAAUCCCUGAGACUCUUUAUAAAGACCUGCCGGUGUCUAAUUAUUAGCUCUCUCACUGGAAACCAGAUCGGAAAAUACACAACACACGCGCUCGCGCUCGCGCGUGUUGUCAACCGGGCGUAUCGACACCGAAGUAUUCGUCCACUGAAGGCAGCGGCAGUGAUUAAGAAUUGUAUUUGCUAUCCGCCGCAGCCGUGUCCCGCAUCUGAUCGAGCCGCGGCCAAGGCAACUACCAUUAAUCAACCCGGGAAGGUGAAAGGAC